UCCGAGCCUCUCUUCAUUUGAGACUAGCCUUCCUGUCCCUGCCUCCUAUGGCAGCUUCUUCCAAACCGACAGAUGAAAAAACCGAUCUCUACAACCGCAAUUUGACGAGUCGAAAAUACGCCCUUUUCGGAAUGACAUGCUCAAAUAUCUUCAGCUGCUCAUGCAUCGUUGCAGGUACUGUCACUUUAGCCAAACGCGGAGUCUCGGGAGUUGCUGUGGCUAACUUCAGUCCUCGGGAGGGGGAGAUAUUGGCCCUGACGCUUAACUUAAUCGUCAUGUUAUGCACCGAGUCCAUAGGCUUCGUACACAGCAUCUCAUUGCGCUCUGCGCUGGCCUCAGAGUCUCGGUUUUGUUUCAACACCAAUCUGGGCCUCCCUCAUCAUACGUUCUGGUCUUGAAUCGGAGAGGGCCUUAUCUG
Messenger RNA from Suillus subaureus, 418 nucleotides. RefSeq lists its product as uncharacterized. The record is from RefSeq and is a predicted model, not a curated record. The transcript has a single exon. NCBI's taxonomy places the organism in Eukaryota, Fungi, Basidiomycota, Agaricomycetes, Boletales, Suillaceae. The coding region runs from base 48 to 398 and encodes 116 amino acids.